ACCUCAGGAAGCACACCGCAGGUUCCGGAACACUCCAGACCCCCGCCGCCGCCGAACGGUCCCUCCGUCUCCACCACGCCACGGCCGACCAAGGCGAGGAGAGACCAAUCAGAGAGAGCACUACAAAAGGAAGGGGAGGAGCCAGAAGCUAUACCACCACCACCACCACUACUUCCCGCGGCAGCGCACGCCUCGAGGCAGAUCGUUCUCGCAGCGCCGGCAGCAGCGUCUCUCCGGCGACAGCCGUGAGGCCAUGGCCAAGGAUGGGGCAGGAGGCGGGCCCGACUGGAACGGCCUGCUCAAGUGGAGCCUCGCCCACGGCAGCGACGGCACCAACCCGCCCCGCGCGCUCAGUGAGGAGGACAGGAAAUGGUUUAUGGAGGCGAUGCAGGCAAAUACAGUCGAUGUUGUCGGCAGGAUGAAGGAGAUCGCCCAGGUGAUGAAAACCCCUGAUGAUGUGUUGCAAUCUCAUGGUGUCACUCCAGAGAACAUUGAAGAUAUGCUUGAUGAGUUACAAGAGCAUGUGGAAUCCAUUGAUAUGGCAAAUGAUCUUCAUUCUAUUGGUGGACUAGAUCCUCUGCUUGGUUACUUGAAAAAUUCAAAUGCUGGCAUCCGAGCAAAGGCAGCAGAAGUUGUCAGUACGGUUGUCCAGAAUAACCCGAAAAGCCAGCAACUUGUCAUGGAAUCUAAUGGACUGGAGCCACUAUUGACAAACUUCAGGUCUGAUCCUAGCACGACUGCACGCACAAAAGCUCUUGGAGCUAUCUCUUCUCUGAUUCGCAAUAACCAGUCCGGUCUUGCUGCAUUUCGUCUAGGAAAUGGACAUGCUGCACUGAAAGAUGCACUUGGUUCUGAUGAUGCUAGACUUCAGAGGAAAGCUCUGCAUCUCACACAGUACCUGCUGAACAACAAGGCGGAUAGGAACGUCGCCACAGAGAUUGGUCUUCCGAAUCAACUUAUACACCUCGCAUCCAGCGACGACUCUGGAGUCCGGGAGGCUGCCCUGGGCGGCCUUCUCGAGCUGGCGCGCGACAAGACACCAGCUGCCCGCAACGCUCUACCUGAUCAGGACAAGCUGAAAGACGUCCUGAAGAGCCGAAUCGAAGGCAUCAGCGCAAUGGACGCUGACGACCUCCAAGCAGCCCGUGAGGAGCGGCAACUGGUGGACUCCCUCUGGAAGGAGUGCUACGGCGAGCCGUCGUCUCUCAGGGAGAAGGGCCUGGUGGUGCUCCCGGGGGAGGACGCGCCGCAGCAGCCGCCACCGGACGUCGCCGGGAAGAUGUUCGAGCCGCCGCUCCGUGCGUGGGCCGCGCCGAGGCCUGCUCCGGCGGAGGACUCCGAUUCGGGCAGCGGGAAGAAGGAUCCGCCCCUGCUGCUAGGGCCGUGACCGUCUCGGGCUCUAGUUCUUGGUGGAACCCAGCAGAUACUGUGGGAAGCUGAAGAGCAUGCGUUAAUGGUGGAAGUCUAGUGAUUCUGCCUGUAGUAAACCUUUAUUUUCCACAAUGGUUGUACUACGCUGAUCAGCUGAGAGGUUGAUUCGAGUGUUUUUCUUUUUGCGAGUUUGACAGAUGCUUGUGUUAUUAUUAUCCUUUGCCUCUUAAGCAAUGAUCUUACUGCACGCUUGUUGGGUGCCACA
This is a messenger RNA of Triticum dicoccoides, 1636 nucleotides long. RefSeq names its product hsp70-binding protein 1-like. The coding region runs from base 254 to 1387 and encodes 377 amino acids. The record is from RefSeq and is a predicted model, not a curated record. Gene Ontology annotation, cellular component: endoplasmic reticulum. The transcript is spliced from 6 exons. Gene Ontology annotation, molecular function: adenyl-nucleotide exchange factor activity. NCBI's taxonomy places the organism in Eukaryota, Viridiplantae, Streptophyta, Magnoliopsida, Poales, Poaceae.